Labrus bergylta (ballan wrasse) is the source of this 2635-nucleotide messenger RNA. RefSeq names its product solute carrier family 10 member 4 (gene slc10a4). Gene Ontology annotation, molecular function: bile acid:sodium symporter activity. Lineage: Eukaryota; Metazoa; Chordata; Actinopteri; Labriformes; Labridae. Gene Ontology annotation, biological process: bile acid and bile salt transport. Gene Ontology annotation, cellular component: membrane. The record is from RefSeq and is a predicted model, not a curated record.
CUGAAGCUUCAGACUGUGUGCAGACUCCCUCCGGCGAUGUGCGUCUAACAGGGAGCCAAUCGGUGGCACCAGUCUGACUCGGUGAGUCUCUUUAAGACUAUCAGUGCCAUGGCACCACCACAUCCUCAGUCCACUAAUCCCUCCGCAGCUUUUUAUUGGUGACAGCGCGCCACUGGAGGAUUCUUUUUACGCACAAGUCUCUGUCCUCCUGUUGCGACAUGAAGAACUCUAGCCUUUUGGGCGGCGACUCACGAAGCGUUGAUUUAAAAGACUUUCUUUUGUUGGACACUUUGAAGCAGGUUGUGGAUUCUCCUGAGGGCACUGCCAUGGCUGGAUUAUUGGGCAGUGGUGCCUUCUUUCUUGAAGGCAGCGCAUUCAGGACUGCCGCUGGAGCUGAGUUUAUGGCCGCUCCGCCGACGGAAUCCCCGCACCUGGUGCCCGCCUUUUGGGAUUCCCCCCUCAGUCACGGAAUCAAUGUGUUUGUGGGACUCGUGCUUUGCUUUACUAUGCUGGGACUGGGCUGCACAGUGGACGUGAGCCAGCUUGGUGAACAUAUUCGCAGACCCAUCGGGGUUCUACUGGCUCUGGUGUGUCAGUUUGUUAUCAUGCCUUUGGUGGCCUUUCUGUUGGCUUUAGCCUUCUCUCUGGAUGAUGUGGCAGCGAUGGCUGUGCUCCUGUGUGGUUGCUGCCCGGGAGGAAACUUAUCAAAUAUCAUGUCCCUGUUGGUGCACGGAGAGAUGAAUCUAAGCAUCGUCAUGACCAUAUCUUCCACUCUGCUGGCACUCGUGCUGAUGCCACUGUGUCUGUGGAUCUACAGCCGGGCCUGGAUCAACACACCUGUGGUUAACCUCAUGCCCUUCGGGGCCAUCAUCCUGACCCUCUGCAGCACUCUCAUCCCGAUUGGUUUAGGGGUGAUGCUGAGGUAUCGCUACUCGCGUGUGGCGGAUAUUGUUUUAAAGGCGUCUCUGUGGUCUCUGCUGAUUACUCUUGUGAUGCUCUUUAUCCUCACCGGAGCGAUGCUGGGACCUGAGCUCUUGUCCACCAUCCCGCCCUCCGUCUAUGUGGUGGCCAUCCUGAUGCCUCUCUGUGGCUACGCAGCAGGCUAUGGCCUGGCCGUCCUCUUCGACCUGCCACCAAACUGCCGCAGGGCCGUCUCUCUGGAAACCGGAUGCCAGAACGUGCAGCUGUGCACCGCCAUCCUGAAGCUGGCCUUCCCCCCUCAGCUGAUGGGAGGGAUGUACAUGUUCCCCCUGCUGUAUGCUCUGUUCCAAGCAGCCGAGGCAGGCAUCUUCAUCCUGGCCUACAGGAUGUACAGGAAGAAGGUCCUGCACAAACCAGACCCCAUGAGGAACAACGAAGACACAGAUAUCACAUAUCAGAGGUUUGAGGAUGACGACUUUGACUCGUCUUACGGUGCUGUGACAGUGAGUGACCCAAACACCAUCAUGUUGGACCCCUGUCCUCCUGAUCCAACCCCUGUUUAAUGUACAAAUCAUACAAAUCUGUUCCCUACAGGGGCAGAACGAGACCUACAUGUGGAUCCACUAUUCAUAUAGGAAAACUGAAUCACAGGACUAUAGAGGGAAUCACAGAUUGUUCAUCUGCAAUGUCAUAAGCUUCAUUCAUUUGGUUGGACAAAGACAUUCAAAAAUCAUAUUAAGAGAUGUUCUGAUAACAGUACCAUAAAUGCCUCAGAUAGGUGGGAUUUAAAUCAUAAAAUCUAAUCCUCUGGGAUUUAGAAACUGAGACAUCACCAGUUUAUGCAUCAAGUCUAUACUGUAAUUUAUUAGCUGUGGAAAGAUGACGACCUGUAUCACCAGAAAUGACUUCUUCACUAAUCAAGACCAGAAGACGACACAGCAGAUGCUUUCACCAAGGAUGGUUCAAUUCUCUGGAUGAUUUAUAGCGAGCAACAACUGUUUUAAAAGUGGGAAGAAGCACUAAAGAGUAACUUAAGAUAGAGUAACAGCAUGUUUAAAAAGGGGACUUUUCCACGCUUUGGUUGAUACAGCUUCUAAAGAAGGGUGAACUGAGCUGCUGUUAAAGUUAGCCAGUUUGUUCCUGGUUGCUCUGCGUAAUUCUAGGCCACUAAUUACGUCUGUGUUCAUUUGAAAUGAAGUUCUUUCUGCGAGAGGCCGGUCUUUUUCAAAACAAACAUACCUGGUAAAUAAACUAUUAAAGCAUUACAGAAUAAAGACAGACACAGGAGAGAGAGAGAGAAAAACAAACAGGGCUAUUAUUUAUUCACAGAUUGAUUUACUAAUAUCAUUCAUCAGAAAUCAUAUGUUGGGUAUAUCAGGAGUGAAAAAAAAUGUAUCAGAACAUCUCUUACCAGAAUGAAUCAUAAUGUUUUAAUACAUUGCUGUUUUACCUUUAGAGCUACUUACAUCAGCUAAUUUGUGAACCAGACUGACAGUGUGUAAAACUGUGUGUGUGUGUGUGUGUGUGUGUGUGUGUGUGUGUGUGUGUGUGUGUGUGUGUGGGAGAGACUAAAGACAAACAUAUCACAUUAUUCAUCGCUGCGCUAAUCCAGCAUCUGUGCUCCGUAGACAGAACUAACAGUCUGAACAAACUGUACAAUAUGUGUAUAUUAGAAACAAAUAUAUCAAGAGAAUAAAAUAUGGAAAAACUUAGC